This is a messenger RNA of Leptopilina heterotoma, 1839 nucleotides long. Its product is annotated as microtubule-associated proteins 1A/1B light chain 3A-like. NCBI's taxonomy places the organism in Eukaryota, Metazoa, Arthropoda, Insecta, Hymenoptera, Figitidae. Gene Ontology annotation, cellular component: cytosol; autophagosome membrane; autophagosome. The record is from RefSeq and is a predicted model, not a curated record. Gene Ontology annotation, molecular function: ubiquitin protein ligase binding. Gene Ontology annotation, biological process: cellular response to nitrogen starvation; autophagy of mitochondrion; autophagosome assembly. Bases 131 to 505 code for a protein of 124 amino acids. The transcript has 4 exons.
CUUAACUUUCACAAAGCGUCACUGUAGGUCAGAAUUUUGACAAAACAAAUAAUCUUGCGUUUCACAGCUGACAUCGAAAAAAUUAAGUCGUAGUACAAGUUAAAUUAGAAAUUAAAUAAUAAAAUACAAAAUGACUUCGACAAUGAAAUCGUUCAAAGAAAGGCGAACAUUUGCACAACGUGUAGCCGAUGUAGAGCUCAUAAAGAAACAGCAUCCAAACAAAGUUCCUAUAAUUGUUGAGAGAUAUUAUGCAGAAAAAUUAUUGCCACUACUGGACAAAUCAAAAUUUCUAGUUCCUGAUCAUCUACCGGUUGCAGAACUGAUUAAAAUUAUAAGACGUCGAUUGCAACUGAAUCCAACGCAAGCAUUCUUUUUACUGGUGAAUCAAAGGUGUAUGGCGAGUGGUAGUAUGACUAUGGCUCAACUUUAUCAACGCGAAAAAGAUGAUGAUGGCUUUCUUUAUAUCGUGUUUGCAAGCCAAGAAGUCUUUGGUCAUUUAGAUUAGUCAUUUUCUUCCAAUAAAGAUAAUUGUACAGUUCUUUAAAUUGAAAUUUGCUAUUUGUCUGUCGGAUGACAGUGAGGAUUUCUGGGUGUUAACUAUAAUAAUACAAGUGUUUUCUUGUAAAUAAAAGGUGAAUAAUAAUCCACAAUUAAUGGAAUACAAUUUGCUAUCAGAUCGCAAAAAAAAUCUCUAGCAACAUUAUCGAAAGUGCAAUUUUCAAUAAUUGAUGCAAGAAAUAUAUUCUGUUUUCAUGGAAAACGGAAAUUUUGUUAGAAAAUUGAUUUUAAGAUAAUGUAAGUAGUAAAUUUAGAUUAUUACAGUGUGCAGUUAACGCACCCAAAAAAUAUUAUAUUUAGAGAGAGAGAGAGAGAGAGAGAGAGAGAGAGAGAGAGAGAGAGAAAGCAUGAAACUGAAAUAAUUAUUAUCAAGACGUAUCUUACAAUAGAUGCAUAAAACCUAACUAUGACUAUGAAUGUUUAAUUAUAAAAAAGGGAUAUUCUAAGAAUUUUAGACUAGAGAAAAAUAGUCGAAAAUACAGUAGAAUCCCGCUUAUCCGACCUUCGCUUAUCCGAGCUUCCGGGUUAUCCGAGGCACCCGUUGCGCUCUGACCAAUCCGCAUUAUCCGAGGUGCAGCUCGGAUAAUACGGAAAGUGCCGUGGCUUAUGAACACAUAAACUUGUUAUAACACGAUUUGUGUGCCCUACGGUUGCGAGUUUUGUGUGCAUAUUUCAUUCUUCCAUUCAAAAUACAUAAAAAAUUAUUAAAAUUUUCAAAUUCUUUAUUUCAUCCGUGUUAUCCGAGUUUUCGCUUAUCCGAGGUGCCCCUUCCCCACAUUACUUUGGAUAAGCGGGAUUCUACUGUAUUCCCAUGACUUAUAAAAGUCUAUAUAUAUAUAUAUAUAUAUAUAUAUAUAUAUAAAUAUAAUGUAUAUAAAGAUGUCCUCUUCGAAAAAAAGGAAAUUUUAAUCAGCACAAACUGACAAAAUGCAGGAGUACAGAUUAAUCACAAAAGUCAUGUCCUUUCCAAAAUAGAAAUUUAAAUUUUAAAAGUGAGAUUUCAAAACGUAAUGUACCUGAUAAACAGUCAUUUUUUUCCUUUUUUUUGUUUUAAAGUAUAUAUGUGAAAACUAGUACUGUAAACUUUGAUCUGAAAUAUGCGCGAUAUUUACUCCUUUCUCGAGGAUAUAAACGUAGAGAUUAAUUUCGAAAAAUUUGUAGAUAAAAAAACUCACGUGUUAAGAAAUAAUUUACGAUUUUGUAUUCCAAUAUUCAGACUUUGUAAAAGAUUUUCCCUCUCUUUUCAACACUGUAUGCAGUUUAAUAUAUGCAGAGGACACA